UCCCGUGAGUUGACAAGCGUCUAUCGAGAAAGAAAAAGGCAACGCUGAUACCGUGUCGAACGGCAUGUAACAGUCAUCUAUAAUGUAUAUCAGCUAUAAAAUUAUCAGCCCAAUCAUAAACAGAAGGCGAAAAGCGAAAUUGCUUUUAAUUGUACAGUAGCGUUCACAUUAUCAUGUAAACAUAACACGGAGCAGUAGUAUACAGUUAUGUAUAUAUUGAAAUUGGAUAGUGGAAGUUGGACUUGGAGUAAAAUCUGUGCAUCUCCAUGUUUGUGCCAUUGAUUAUGGAAAAUACAUUUUAUAACUAAGUUUUAUUUAUUACCUUACUGUUGAUAGAUUCAGCAGCCAAGAAAGCCAAUAAUUGACUGAUGCGGCUAGUUACAUGUACCUGGAUUUUACAAUCUAAUAGAAUCGUGUUAUGCUAGAAUUUUGUUUAAAGUCCUGGACAAAUCGUUUGAAUUAUACCUUUGAAAAUACUGUACUACAUUCAAGUGUAAUUGUUUAAACUUUACGCUUAAUAGUAAGUAAACAUUUAUUUUUUUUAUUUUUUGAUAAAGCAUUUGUGGCUUCAUUUUAACAUAUAUUUUGUUAGAUUCAUGAAAGCAGUAAACUUUUGCAUUUAAUUAAUAAGAAAAUCUUUUUACAUUCCUCAAAUCUGACACUUGUUGUAAUACAUGUGCCGACGAUGGAAGACUCUAUUUCAUCCAGCUCCUACAGCUUUAGUGAUCAUUCAAUGGAGGAUGAUAUAAAUCCUGUGUGCACGUGCAAAUUGACAAAGGUGACCUACUCACAGGACCAAUCUUUCACGCACAUCUCAGAAAUGAAAAAGGCUAUUAUUUCAAAACAUCGUCAACUCGACCGGUCUCAGUCUGAACCAGUCCUGCGCUUAUCUGACAGGGACGACAACGAAAGUGCAGGACUUGAGCCAAACUGCGACCUCUUUGGUAUUCAACUAGAGGUUACAUUCCACCUGUUGGAGGCUGAAAAGAGGAAGUUAUAUGUUCUACAGAGGGAGCUAGGCAACCUUAAUUCCCAUCUCUAUGACAUACAGGGACAUAGAAAUUGCAAGAAACAUGCUCAAGUACAAGCUCUGGAAAAAAGUAUCAGCCACAUACAGCAGCAGUAUGAUCACCUGGAGGAGGAGUACAGGUGUGCUGUGGGCGGGGCUCUCAGGCGCAAAACCAAGUGCAAACCGACUCCUCGCAGCCAGCCGGCCAUUGGUCUAAAGCAGACAACAAAGGCUAGGCCUACAAUAUUUGGUACAAUUGCUGAACAAACAAUGAAGAAAGAAGAAAACAACAGAAUGAAGAACGUUGUUCCUCAGAUGCAGAGUCUGUCCCAGAUGUUUGACAAGGCAGGAGGAGGCUAUGAUUGCCAUGCGACAAACUGCAACGAAAAUGACGCACUGAUGUUCAAGGAUGGUAACCUGGUGGCUGGUUCCAAGGAAGCCCUGAUUCAGCAUCUGGUUCCCACAACAGAGUACAACCCUGAUAGGACGUAUGUUUUCACAUUUCUGCUGAGUUCGAGGUUGUUCAUCCGACCUCAUGAGCUGCUCGGUGAAGUGUGUCAGGUGUGUACAUUCCAACAGAACCUCACCAGUGACCACAUACAGAAACAGAAGCUGGGCAAGUUUGGACAGAAUGUCAUCCAACUUCUCAGUGAGUGGACUGAGAUGUUUCCGUACGAUUUCCGGGAUGAGAGGAUGAUGAAGCAGCUGAAGGAGAUAUCCCAGCGGGUACUGCGGGUGUACCCGGAACUGAGGCAGGACAUGGGCGGCAUCACCCACAACCUGCUCAAUAAGCUUGCUCAAUUGAACCGCUACGAGGAGGUGCUCUCGAAGCUGAAUGCCGAGGCCAUCAAGCGUUCACAGACCCAGAUCGCGCCAACCACAGACAUCAUGGAGGUGUGCCCCAGCCCCCUUAGGCUGGCAGAGCAGCUCACACACAUUGAACUGGAGCGUCUGAGUCAGAUAGGGCCGGAGGAGUUUGUGCAGGCGUUCUCUAAGGAGGAGACCUCCAAGACAGUGCCCGUGUACAGGGACAUGAAGAAGACUCACAAUCUUGAGGCAUACGUCCAGUGGUUCAACAGACUCAGUUACCUGGUCGCAUCAGAAAUUUGCUCACAUUUAAAAAAGAAAAACAGGGUUCGGCUUGUGGAGUAUUUUAUAGACGUUGCGAAAGAAUGCAUCAACAUCGGCAACUUUAAUUCCUUGAUGGCAAUCAUUGCAGGCAUGAACAUGAACCCCGUGUCACGACUGAAGAAGACUUGGGCAAAGGUUAACAAGACCAAGUUUGGUAUCCUGGAGCUGCAGAUGGACCCGUCCAACAACUUUGGCAGCUACCGCUCGUGCAUGAAGGCUGCCAUGUGGAGGGCGCAGGGUGCAACUGACGCAAGAGAAAAGAUUGUGAUCCCCUUCUUCAGUCUCUUUGUCAAGGACAUCUACUUCCUGAAUGAAGGCUGCCCCAACAGAUUUGAAAAUGGCAACAUAAAUUUUGAGAAAUUCUGGCAGAUGGCAAAGCACAUAUCUGACUUCGUAACUUGGCAGCAAGUGGAGUGUCCCUUUGCCAAGCACACCGAUGUUCUCCACUACGUUCUAACCUCUCCUGUCUUCUCAGAAACAACGUUGUCACUGGCAUCAUACGAGUGCGAGUCUCCAGAGAACAGUUACGACAAGGAGAGACACAAGAAACUCAAGGCUGAAGCUGGUUUAUGACCACUUCAUGUUGUGUUCAUUGGGUGCUAAAAUCAGGGUACAAACCAGGGACCAUGGGGGCUGUAUGAAAUUACUGUAAACUUUCACACUUUCAUCCAGUAAAUUGCCUUACACAUUGGUGGAUUUCAGUGGAUUGCAAUUGAAGCAGACAUUUUAGUUUACUGCAAUCCAAACUGGGAUAUUAUAGUGGAUUGCUACCCACACUGGGAGAUCAAUCUCGGACAUUUCAGUUGAUUGUGAUCCAAACUUGGACAUUUUAUUCAACUGUCACGCAAACUGGGACAGUUUAGUGGAGUGCAUUGUUAGCAUAGAUAUUUAAGCUCAUUUGUUUUCAUUAAUGAGGCAUAGUUAUUCUUCAUUUUGAAUAUGAAGACAUCAUUAAGGGACUCUAGCUUGAGCCACCAGGUGCUUUAAGAACUAAGUGCUCAUAAUUACUGGUAGAUUACAGGCAGAUUCAACCUGUAAUGAUUCAUGUUUGUUCUUAUUUGUUUUUAUUUCACUUGGUUGACCAUGGACCCAAACAUUUCAUUUCGGUUGUAUUCAUUUUUUUCUUAUCAUAUCACUUUUUUACAACGGCGAUAGGGUCUUGUUGUAUUUUAAUUGUCAUGGUUGGGGCCUAACAUUUAUGAACAGUGUAAUAUCUUCAUGAAAAUGGCAAAUGAAUUCUGGUCAGUGUUUGAAACCAAAGCUGUAUUUUUGGCAUAUUUUGUUAAGUAUAUUUUGUACAUAUGUUUGUUGGCUAUAUUUAUAUUGUUACAAUAUUUAUGUAUAUUCGGUCUUACAGUCGGACCAAUUUUUGUUUGUUCAGUAGUUUGCUAUUGAUUAUGUAUGAGAUUAGCAGAACUGCUUACUGUGCCAUUUUAUUUCUUGCAAAAAUAAAAUCUUUUAUGUCAUGUUAUUGUCAAUAGCAUGUAGAAUAUAGUCAAUUCAAGUAUCAAUGUAUGUUACAACUUACAUGUUAAUUUUCAAACUUUUUAUAAUAAAUUUUAAAAUAAACUUGAGAUAUGAACUAAAGAGUCUUAAAGUCUUGAAAUAUUUGGUAGACAUAAAAAUAAGACUCUUUGAUGACGGUGUUCUUUGAUUGGCUUAUUUGUUUCAAUGAAGACACGAUCAUUGAUGAAAUUUAAGACAAAAAACACAACAAUUCCAUUCAGAACUAAAAAAAACACAACAUCAACUUAUUUUGUGUUAAAAGUAUUAUUUCCAGAUCAUGAUUUGUGAGUUCUUUGCACUUUUUAAAAUGAAGAUAAAACAUGAAAA
Molecule: messenger RNA, 3973 nt
Organism: Dreissena polymorpha
Lineage: Eukaryota; Metazoa; Mollusca; Bivalvia; Myida; Dreissenidae
Product: ras-GEF domain-containing family member 1B-like
Exons: 21
Coding region: 686-2713 (675 amino acids)
Biological process (GO): Ras protein signal transduction; positive regulation of GTPase activity
Cellular component (GO): plasma membrane
Molecular function (GO): guanyl-nucleotide exchange factor activity
Source: RefSeq, a predicted model, not a curated record